Molecule: messenger RNA, 864 nt
Organism: Anthostomella pinea
Lineage: Eukaryota; Fungi; Ascomycota; Sordariomycetes; Xylariales; Xylariaceae
Source: the annotation of a GenBank genome assembly
AUGAUCCAAGCCAUCUCUCCCCUCCACGAUGCGCACCACGAGCGGCACCUCACCUCCCUAGCCGCCCUAACCGCCUCGCACCGCGACAAAAAGAAGCACCUCCUCCUCGCCGCCUCCGGCAGCGUCGCCACCAUCAAGCUGCCCCUAAUCAUCCGCGCCCUAGCGCGCCACCAGCCAGACCUCUCGAUCCGCGUGCUGCUCACCCCCAGCGCGACGCUGUUCCUGGCCGGCCAGUCGGCCGAGCAGCCGUCCGUGUCGUCGCUUUCGACCCUACAAGGCGUCGACGGCGUCUACGGCGACGCCGACGAGUGGCGCGAGCCGUGGCGGCGCGGCGCGGGCAUCCUGCACAUUGAGCUGCGCCGCUGGGCCGACCUGCUGGUCGUCGCGCCGCUGAGCGCCAACACCAUGGCCAAGAUCGUCGGCGGGUUCGCCGACGGCAUCCUCACGAGUGUUGUGCGCGCCUGGGAUGCUUGGGGGGAGCUGGAUAGCGAUGUGCUUCGUGAUGACGGGGCCCAGGGAGGAGAUGCUACUGGGGAUGGUGGUGCUGCUGCCGUGGUGUCGGGGACGACCCCGAGGCGCACGAAGAAGAAGCGCAUCAUCGUGGCGCCUGCCAUGAACACCGCCAUGUGGCGCCACCCCAUAACCGCCAAACAGCUCCGCGUACUAGAGGAGGAAUGGGGUGUGGACAAGGAGCUCCGUGACGGAGGCGCAGGAGAUCUCGCGGGUGACGGCUGGUUCGAGGUGCUUCAUCCGCAGAAGAAAACGCUCGCGUGUGGAGAUAUUGGCGAUGGCGCGAUGAUGGAGUGGACGGAUAUCGUGACUAUCAUUGAGCAAAGGUUGGGCCUCGCUAGCCCGAAUGAGUGA